Pteronotus mesoamericanus is the source of this 1011-nucleotide messenger RNA. RefSeq names its product olfactory receptor 10A3-like. Gene Ontology annotation, molecular function: G protein-coupled receptor activity; olfactory receptor activity. NCBI's taxonomy places the organism in Eukaryota, Metazoa, Chordata, Mammalia, Chiroptera, Mormoopidae. The transcript has a single exon. Gene Ontology annotation, biological process: G protein-coupled receptor signaling pathway. Bases 67 to 1011 code for a protein of 314 amino acids. Gene Ontology annotation, cellular component: membrane. The record is from RefSeq and is a predicted model, not a curated record.
UAUUGGACAGUGUCUUCAUAAUUCAUAUACUAUGUCCAUAAAAGUAAACCAUGUCCUACUACUGAAAUGAAGAGUCAAAAUAAGAGCUCUGUGGUUGAAUUCAUCCUCUUGGGCUUUUCUAACUUUCCUGAACUCCAAGAGCAGCUCUUUGGGGUUUUCUUGGUUGUUUACCUGGUGACUCUGAUAGGAAAUGCCAUGAUCAUAGUCAUCAUCUCGCUGGAACAGAGCCUCCACGUUCCCAUGUACUUGUUCCUCCUGAACUUGUCUGUGGUGGAUGUGAGUCUCAGUGCAGUCAUUAUGCCUGAAAUGCUGAUGGUUCUCUCCACUGAGAAAACGUUGAUUUCCUUUGCGAGUUGUUUUGCACAGAUGUAUUUCAUUCUUCUUUUUGGUGGGACUGAAUGCUUUCUCCUGGGGACAAUGGCAUAUGACAGAUUUGCUGCAAUCUGUCAUCCUCUGAGCUACCCAGUGACUAUGAACAAAAGGGUUUUCAUGAAAUUAGUAAUGUUCUCAUGGGUCUCAGGAAUCAUGGUGGCUACUGUGCAGACAUCAUGGGUGUUUAGUUUUCCCUUUUGCGGCCCCAGUGGAAUUAAUCAUCUCUCUUGUGAAACCCCAGCAGUGAUACAGCUUGCAUGUGCGGACACGUUUUUAUUUGAAAUCUAUGCAUUCACUGGUACCAUUUUGAUUAUCGUGGUUCCUUUCCUGCUGAUACUCUUGUCUUACAUACGAAUCCUCUUUGCCAUCCUGAGGAUGCCAUCGACCACCGGGAGGCAGAAGGCCUUUUCCACCUGUGCCUCCCAUCUCACGUCUGUUACUCUCUUCUACGGCACAGCCAGCAUGACCUAUUUACAACCCAAAUCUGGCUACUCCCCAGAAACCAAGAAACUGAUGUCAUUGGCUUACUCACUUCUUACGCCUCUGCUGAAUCCACUGAUCUACAGCUUGCGAAACAGUGAGAUGAAAAGGGCUUUGAUGAAAUUAUGGCGAAGAAAAGUAGAUUUACACACAUUGUGA